GCGGCGCGGCGCCAAUCCGGGGGCUCGGAGGGGGCGGCGCGGCGUUCAAAGGCGGUGGGGGCACACAAAGCAUCUGCUUCAGGGCGGCGGCAGCUCCGUCCCCAUCCGGUCCCGGUCCUGUCCGGCGCACUGAAAAUAAAGUUGACCAAGAACUGGAAUAAGAUGGCAUCUGUGCUCCAAAAUGUCAAAGCAACAGUGGCUUGGCGGAAACACCAGCUCCUAGAUGACCUCACUGAGAAUGAGAGUCCUGUGCCAGACAAAUUCAAGAGAAGGGCCUCUCUGAGUUCUAUCAAAACCAUUCGCAUGUCUUUAAGGAAACGGGUACCAUUAAAGCGAGUAGAGCUGAAUUUUCAUAAAACUCCAACUAGGGAAAGUCUGGAACCAAGUCAGAGGUGCCAAACUCUUCAGACUAUUAAAAGAAGAGCAAAAUGCGCUUUUGGAACAGUGUCCCAGAAAAUACAGAAGUCUUGCCAAAGCCCAGUACACUCAAUGGUGACCUUUCCAGCUGAAUCCAUCAGCAGAAGCUGUAUGACUAGUUCUACCAGAAAAAGAAGUGCUGUGCCUCAAACACCUUGCUGUAAGAGUGUUACUCCAGCAGCCAGUUCCAAAGGCACUCCAAGGUCCAGCAAAAGGGCCUUGCUUGGGCCAACGAGGGUGUCAGAACAUAGAGAAUGGAGGGAUUUCUCAUCCUGGCUUGGUAAGAAUGCGGUCUCUCUCCGGAGAUCCAGAAGAGCAGCAGCACUGAAGAGCCCUUAUUCAUCACCUGCACCUUCCAGCAGAAAGAUAGAGUUUGACUGCGAGUUGGAACUGGUCUCCUCAGGGAUUUGCCAAUUGAAGCGUAUCUCCCAAGCAUUCAAUGAUGCCAUUUUGAAAGAGGAGAGUGAUACGACAGUUUCUCUCAUUUGUAACUGAAGAUAGUAGCAACCAGGUAACUAGCAAUAUCAAACUACUACUAUCUAAUGGCACAAAACUUGCAGUCUGUACAGCAAUCCCUGAAACCAUCUCAAGCUAUCAGAAGGCAAGCAAAGAAACUCCAUCAAGCACUUGGUACCUAGAUAGAGAUGGCUGUAACUAUUUAUUUCACAUUUCCAAGUUUAUGAGCACAUAAAGAGGAGAGGUCUGUAUAGCACCUGAAAGGCUGCACUCUAUCUAUACACUUAAAUAAGCCAUUACACUUUUUUUUUUUUUUUUGAUGAAGCAGCUCAGGACUUCCCUUGCUUUCUCUUUUCAAGUAAAGAGAGAAGCAAAAUGGUACCAACCACUGUGUAUUAUCUCCUGCUGAGAUGAGGAAACCAUCUUGAAAAUAACUUUCAUGAGGCAAUAAGUACUUAGAAACUGAUACUGAACUAGCCAGUAAGAAUGGCCAAAGCAAGGGCUUAUGACAGACUUAUGAAGGGUAAUGCUACGUAAGAGUAGUGUUUAAACUGAUAUCCAGUGGCCACGAGAUUUAGCACAAUUACUUUCCAUGUGAAAAAGACUGGUCUAUUAUUUUGAAAGCCUAACUUUUUUGUUUGUUUGUUUUUUGGUUUGUUUUUUUUUUUUUUGUUAUUAGCAAAUGAAAAGUUAUUCAUCAUGUUAGCUGGAAGUUAAUAAAACAGUAGUUACUUCUUUGAGUUCUAAGCAGAACUGCCAUUCCAAAGCAACAGGCUUCUGUGGAGUCACUCGUGCCAGAAGAACAGAGCCAUAUUAGGACUCUUACUUCAUGGCCUUAAGGAUUAGCCUAACUAAUUCUAUCUUAGGUAGUUUGGUUCCAGACAAAUCCAAGCAACUUUGUCAUUUCUUACUGCUGCUUUAGAUAGCAUCUUGGCAGUUGAGUUAAACAUUGCUUUUGUGUUGCAUCUUUCUUUCUGUUAUACACAGAAAUUUGUUACUACAAUUAAUGUAACUUCUUGCAACUACUGUUACUAGCUAAUAUCACUAAGUGGAAGUAUUUUGAUUAUUUAUACUUAGCAUUUGAUACGUGUAUCUUGCUUCUAAUUACUUUAAAAAAAUUAACAUUCAUUUGACAAUCCUUUUUUGGUAGGUCAUUCAGUAUAACAAAGUUUAGUAUAACAAACUAAAGCAAAGAUUUCUCAAGAUUUUAGAAUUCAACAGCAGGGCUGUUUUCCAUGGUAAGUUUUGUGCAGGCUUCUCUGAUUAUGUUCACUGCAAAAUGAACCUUCAAACAAAAGACUGAUUUGGGAAACUUUGCUCUGCGUGAUAACUUUUAAGAUGUGCAUGUGACCUAGUUCCAGUGUUACAAAAAUUUUAAUGGUAUUGGGUAUAAGUAUGAAAAGCAUUUAAUUAUGAUUUAUGUACAAGUAUUGAUUUUAAACUUGCUUACAAUUUUUCUUCUUUUUUUUCAUGUGAAACAAAAUAAUUUUAAAACAUUGAAACAGUUAAUGAGGCCUGGAAACAUGAAGGCAACCCUUUCAGCCGGAAGACUUUCAGAUGACUGAGAAUUUUAGCUUAUGUUAUUUCUUGAUGUAGUGUUUGUGUGUGUUUUGUGGGCUGGUUUUUAGAGUUUUUUAACAACUUUUCUAUAUCGAAGUAUAGAAAAGUAUAUUAUCUCCAAGUUAUUCUUUGCAUGUCCUGAAACUACUUCUAUAAAGCUUUCACAAAGAUGUUGUCUUAGUGAAAUGCCUUCUUCUAUGACUUUUGAAAAGGAAGGAGGGUUGGAGUUUUUGAGAAGUUGACCUCCAAUCUAAGUAUUAUUUCAGACAGAUUAUAUUAUUAUUAUUUCGAACAGCCUCCAUUUAUAAUGUUUCCACCAGCUACUCAGACAUGUACAAUCAUGAGCCAAUAUUUAUCAAAUUACUGGUAAGAAAAAUCACUGACACUGUUUGUUUAAAGGCAAGGAAGGUUUUAUUUAAGUGGCUAAUCUGUUUUAAGAUUUUAAAAACCAGCUCACAUCAAAAUCUAUAGCAGUUGUAGAAAUCUUACUCCUUAUUUCAUAUUAAGAAAUACAUUAUAAUACAUUUUUGAAUCUUUACAAGGCAGCCAUAAGAAAUAUAAACAUUUGUCACCAGAUAGAACCUUCUCACUGACAAUAUUUAAAAGUAUGCACUUAAUAAAACUAUAGACUGAAAGAACACCUACAA
Prinia subflava (tawny-flanked prinia) is the source of this 3080-nucleotide messenger RNA. It is a transcript of the gene PIMREG, whose product is annotated as PICALM interacting mitotic regulator. The coding region runs from base 163 to 912 and encodes 249 amino acids. The record is from RefSeq and is a predicted model, not a curated record. The transcript has 6 exons. Lineage: Eukaryota; Metazoa; Chordata; Aves; Passeriformes; Cisticolidae.